AGCUGGCCCACCGCACUGACACCGAACGCCCGUGAGGAAAAGCUUGGUUGAUGGUUCAGCAGCGGCUGCUGUGGGAGUGCUUGCGACGCUGUUGCCGCCAUAGAUGGCUGUAAUUGUUGAGUGAGCGUCGCUUCCUCCUUUGGCUGCUGCUCUGGCUGCUUGCUCUCGUGCUCUGUGCCCGUGGAUGGUGAUGGCGAGAAGGAAGAAGAGGAGGACGAGGGUGCUCGUGGUGCCUCAGGCGACUGUUUUGACGGCGGUGCGCUUGUCGACGUGGCGGGUGCCUUGAGCUGUGAUGCGCGGCGGCUUCCUUGUGGUGUUGUUGGCACACCUGCUCUGGCGUGGUCAUGGUGCGUGGGCGUACCAUCAGUUCCUGUGCCGCCAAUUUUGUCGUCAGCAAUGCCAGUGGUGACAGUGGUACCAGUGGUGCCAACUGCGGUGGCGGUACGGGUGGUGACAGCGACAGCUGUGCUGCGUUUGCGCGGGCUGGUGGAAGGCUGAUCAGAGUGGCGCUGGGGUGCUUGCAGCGACAAUUGGCCCCGAUCAUUGCUGGCGCGGCGAGGGCUGCCACUGCCACUUCUGUUUUCGCUAUUGUUAUUGUUGUUGUUGUCACUGUUGUUGUUGUUGUUGUUGUUAGUGUUGUUGUUGUUGUCGCCGUCGUCGCUGGCACUGUCAUUGCCCCCGCCAGUGCCCUGGUGCGUGUGGUACUUGCGCGGCAUGUGUGUUUCAGUGCUCUUUUUCAAGACCUGGUCGGGUGGCUCUCGUUCUUCCGCAACCGCUGCACACAUGACACCAUUGGAACAUCGCAUGGGCGAAUCACUCAGAUGGUGAACGCACCCUUGGGUAUCGGCUGCUUGGCGUCUGCGCGCUGCAUUUUCUUCUUGCACGUUGUGUCCUCUGCCAAAGGCAUGGUUGUGGGGUCGCGGAAGUGCACUGCUUUUGCAUGUGUGUGUGUGUGUGGGGGGGGGGGGGUAGUGUGGUGGAACGCAGCGCAAGUCGCAGAAGAUGGUGAGUCUAAAAUGAUGGCAGGUGUGUGCUCAAGUGCUGUGGUCAUGUCAUGCUGAACACGCUCCGAUCCGA
Salpingoeca rosetta is the source of this 1077-nucleotide messenger RNA. RefSeq lists its product as uncharacterized. The record is from RefSeq and is a predicted model, not a curated record. The transcript is spliced from 3 exons. Lineage: Eukaryota; Choanoflagellata; Craspedida; Salpingoecidae. Bases 345 to 1061 code for a protein of 238 amino acids.